AUGCAUUUCAGCAACAUUUUCCUAUCCAUCUUCUUGGUCUUCGCCGUCGGCUUCGCGCUGGUUCAAGCCGAGGAUGCCAAGCGGGAAACCCGUGGUCCCAAGAUCACUAGCAAGGUCUAUUUUGAUAUUCAACAUGGCGAUGAGUCCCUAGGUCGCAUUGUGAUGGGUCUGUACGGCAAGACCGUUCCUGAGACCGCAGAGAACUUCCGUGCCCUGGCCACAGGCGAAAAGGGCUUCGGCUACGAGAACUCCGCUUUCCACCGUGUCAUCAAGGACUUCAUGAUUCAGGGUGGUGACUUCACCAAGGGUGAUGGCACCGGUGGCAAGUCUAUCUAUGGCAACAAGUUUAAGGAUGAAAACUUCAAGCUGCGCCACACCCGCCCGGGCCUCCUGAGCAUGGCCAAUGCUGGCAAGGAUACCAACGGCUCCCAGUUCUUCAUCACCACCGUCAUCACCGGUUGGCUCGACGGAAAGCACGUCGUCUUCGGUGAAGUCCUCGAGGGCAUGGACAUCGUGUACAAAAUCCAGGAUGUCCCCGUCGGUGGUGGCUCCAAGCCCCAGAAGCCCGUCAAGAUUGUGAAGAGCGGAGAGCUCGAGAUGGAGGCGGAACCCGAAGACAAAGAAUACGACGACUACCCGACCGAUGAAGCGCCAGUGGACUCCUACUCUUUCUCGAUGCGGCCCAUGCUGAUCUUUCUGGUGCUGGUGGCGAUCGUCGGAUUCUAUUUCUAUCGCCGUCGCAACCAGCAGGGAAAUGGUGAUGACGACUAUAAGGAAUACUUGUAG
This is a messenger RNA of Penicillium longicatenatum, 786 nucleotides long. Its product is annotated as peptidylprolyl isomerase. The transcript has 6 exons. The record is from RefSeq and is a predicted model, not a curated record. Gene Ontology annotation, cellular component: fungal-type vacuole; endoplasmic reticulum. Gene Ontology annotation, biological process: protein peptidyl-prolyl isomerization; protein folding. The coding region runs from base 1 to 786 and encodes 261 amino acids. Gene Ontology annotation, molecular function: peptidyl-prolyl cis-trans isomerase activity. NCBI's taxonomy places the organism in Eukaryota, Fungi, Ascomycota, Eurotiomycetes, Eurotiales, Aspergillaceae.